GGCCAAGGAGAUCAAGACUAAAUUGGGAGUUUUGCUGCAGAAGCCCGACAAUGCCAUCGACCUCAUCGUCCCGUACCCGGAGAAGGUUGAGAAGAAGCCGGAGAAGCUGCAGAAACCAACUCCUGACGAGGCUGCUCAGUGGCGUGAGAGUCUGGAUCGGGUCCUGAACAACAGCUGUCAACAUCGACCACGUCACCAAAGACGUGACCCUGAGGAACCUGGUGGAUCUCUCUCCUUCCACCUUUGACCUGGCUCAGAAGCGGGUCUACGCCCUGAUGGAGAAAGACUCCUUUGGCCGUUUCCUYCGCUCUGAGCAGUACCAGGAGCUCCUGGUCAACUAAACCCACGUGAGGGUCUGUGGGGAGGUGGAGGGGUUUCAUUACUCAUUACUUACAAACAACCGGUCUGUAAAAAAAUGUCAUUUUUAAAAAGCGGCAUCAUAAAACUCCAAAUUUUAAAACUCAAAAUUUGAAUUAKAUUUUGAUUUCAACUCUUAAAUAAAAAGUACCUCCCCACUGAA
Molecule: messenger RNA, 520 nt
Organism: Austrofundulus limnaeus
Lineage: Eukaryota; Metazoa; Chordata; Actinopteri; Cyprinodontiformes; Rivulidae
Gene: rgs5a
Product: regulator of G protein signaling 5a
Source: RefSeq, a predicted model, not a curated record